AUGGCGGCGGCAGAGUCGAAGCCGGAGAACGGCUCGCGUGAAACGGCCGCGAAAUGCGACAAUUCGAGGGCCGACUCGCGCGCCAAUAAAGACUGUUAUGAGUUCAGAUUAUUGGACGCCCUUUUCUAUAUCUUCUCAAUUGGCACUUUCCUCGCAGAUCUCGUAACAGGUGGCUUGGUGGUUGCCUACUAUUUUGCCAGUGGCCACACGUCUUGGGCAUACUUUACGCUCGAUCUUAUGCUAGUCCCAGCAAUUAUAAUUCAACUAUUUAGCUUGAGAUGGCAUCAAACCGAUGGCUCAUUAAAGAUCAGCCAUUGGGUAUCGCAUGUUUUAAUCAUGGGAACGGUUCAGAGGUACCUAAUGCUAUUAUGUGCGGCGAUAAAAUAUUUGUUAAGCAAACACUCGACGAUAGACAAAAAUUGGGUGCAGAGGCAACACAGCGACAUUUGCAUGCUGCACUUAUUUGAGUCCUUCGUCAAGGCUGCACCGCAGUUGCUUUUGCAGCUCUACAUCAUGAGCAUCCUCCAAUUUAUACCACUUUGGACAAGUCUCUCUGCAGCUUCCUCGCUGUGUUCCUUGGCAUGGGCUGUGGCAUCUUACACGAAGGCAAUGUACUCCGUGCAUUCGAGCGAGUGCAAAGUGAUUUGGCCUGCCCUCGCUCUUCAAGUUCUCUGGCGAAGUGGGAUGCUGGCUUCCCGGGUUGCAGCACUGGUGGUCGCUGCGAUCUGCCUGGGCAGAUGGUUCUUCCUGUUCAUCGGUGGAAACUGGAUGUGCAUGACGGCAUGGGUGAUCCUGCAGAAGACGAACUUCUGUCCGACCGUUUGGGAGGAGCGGGUCUACAACGGUGUGAUCGGCGCUAUCUACUGCUUCGAGUUCUUCAACCUGCGAGAGGGUCACUCACGGUACAGGAUCCUGGCGUUCUACUCGAUCACCGUGGCACAGAACACGGUGUUCUUAACGGCGUACGCGGUGCACCCCUCGAGAGGUACCCCGAGGACCGACGUUCUGAUAGCAGCGGGUUCCCUGAUAAUAGGUGGGACCCUUCUGGGACUGGGGAGCAUGCUGCUAUAUUAUGGAAAAUUCCACGCAACCGGGAGAUCGCGCUCUUGUAGGAACCUGAAGACGGAUCCCGAAUUGGCUCCGAGAGGGGCAUUAGAGAAAACCGGGACCCUGAGAUCCCUGAAGGGUCAGUGGCACGGCUCAGUGGUCGAUCUACCCUCCGUCGUGGCCGGGUCUCAUGGGAUAGCCCUGUCCGAGGAGGUCACUGCGGACAAGAAGUCUCUGCUGACGAAUAUCGUGCAGAACACGGAGUUUGUCGAGGAGGGCAUAGUCAAUUCUAGCUGUGACCUGGUCGACGAAGUGGAUGUUCCCGGCCAGACGGGGAAGCAUGCGGAAUUGGUCGAGGGCUCGGAGCGACUCAGCCCACGUGCCUGCCAGCUGAAGGUGGACGCGGCCGUCGAGGAGGCUUCUCCAGAGGACGACUACGUAGACUGCGACAACCCGGAAACUCUGCUGCGGCAGAAACGCCGCGGAAUCUGCCUGCCGGUCGAGCUGGGCCUGGAGACGUACGACUCGGCGUCUGGGGAUCCGAAUUCUAGCCUCCGGUCGCAGAAACGCCGAGGUAUCUGCUCCUCGGCCCAGCUGGGCCUGGAGCUGGUCACCGACGAGGACAACUACGUGGAGAGGAGCUUCAGGAGCUUCGAGAGGCGGAAACCCCUCCUGGACGCGGUCUCCGAGCUUGAACUCAAGCUGAGGGAUCUCCAGGACGAGGGAGGCAGCAGCGUUGGGGCCGACGUGGACGACGAAGAAAACAAAGGAGACGCGAGGUUCCCGGAGGGUACGGUGGACCCUAUCGCCGAGGCGAUCAAGGACCGGGAGCGACUGAAUACUCCGGCGACCUCGGAGAAGUCCACGGACAAGGAGAAACCAUCACGGGAGGAGAUGUCGCAGAAAGAGGAGACGAUGAGCCAUGUAACGUCCGUCCACGAUUACGAAAACGUGUGCCCGCUAGGCAUCGCUAGGCCGCCCUGGUGCAUAAGGAGCUGGAAGGGUUAUACGGACAUCGAGACCUACAUCCAUGACGACAGCGUGGUCAGGGACCGACGCAGAGACACCCUGACGAGCUCGGCGACCGGUACCACGUUCAGCUCCGAGUUUUCCGAGGCGACCUGCACGAGUCCUCCGGCUCCGAGAAGAGCAGCGAAGAGGUCUAGGCAAGACGACUACCUAGAUACGUUGCUGUACGACCUGGUGGACUGGGAGGCAAGCGCGGCUAUUAACGGGGACUCGAUCAGGCCAGGCGAGGUCGAGGUCGAGAUAGAGACCGAGCAAGAGGCCAACCUAUUCGUGGCAAGGCCCGUGGUCAUCGACGAGAAGGGCGGCAUGUUCUCUCUGGACACAAUCCUGGAGGAGAGGGAGGAUUCUAACGCGAACGCGAAUGCGGACCAGGCCAACGGCUUCGACCCGACCCUUGCGAGCGGAUGUCCCAUUAGCACCCUAGUGGCCACCAUCGACGAGAUCAGGCGGUGCGCAGCGGAGAACUCUCCGAGGCACGUCUAUCAUAGAACGGAGUCGCAGUGGGAGGACCUGGAUCCGAGAGUUCUCCUGAGGAAAGCUCAUCUAACGAAGGUGCUCUUCGCUGGGGACAGCGGGGAGGCGAUCGCACGUAGGAGUGGCUUUCUAGGUCCCGGUGUACCCGUUCUCAGGGACGGUCGUUCUACGGGAAGGAACGAGGACCGACUCGACGUGGUCAGGGAGAUGGCCAGAUGUCGGUCCACCGGCUCUGCUGGGAGGACUCCGCUGAUCAACGCCAUCCUCUCUGACUCGCCGGUCCUUGGGCCUAGAGCGAAGGUGCAGAAGUACCGAGCAGAACGUCCUAGCGAGAAUCGUACCUCUAGUCUUAACGAGCACGUAUACUCAGAGGUGACCUCCUUGGGGGCAGAGAGGCUCGCUGGGGAGGGUGCCCGAAUGGCCCCGAGGAGGAGCUCCUUCGGGAGCGAAUCUUCGGGCUCCAGUAGCCCGAGUCCUGGAUACGGAACCGACCCCCGGGAUCCGGAGGAAAGAACGGAGGCACUGGUGGAAGGGAACAGGACCAGGUCUCCGCUUCUUGGAGCAGAGGGAGGUCCUGGGUCCGAAGACCUCAGGGAAUCUCACUUCACCGCUCCCGAGACGGCUCUUCAACUUCGACUACCGGCUCACUCGGCAGGGGCCUUCGCCGCUUCUGGCGAAAAACGAAGAGCCAUCGCGACGACGAUCGGCACCGCGACUACGAGUAAUCGACCCAGAAGGAAGUUUUCGCUCCUCAGAGAGAGGUUCGAGCCCAGGUCGGAGAGGAGGGUCUACGCGGUGAACCCGAAGAGCCAUCUUCCGAGAUCGGAGGCGAAUCCACCCGCUGGGGCCCACGACAAGGAGAACUGGACCCCGGCUGUGGUCAGCAGAAUCGACAGCUGGAACAGCUUCAUCAGGGAUCGGAAUGGUCUUGGCGACAAGGACAAGGAGACUCCUGCUUUGGACGAGUCCACUGGCUUGAAGGAAAGGAGGAGCAUUUUCUUGAAGGAGGUCUUGUCCCCCACGAAGUUCCAGACCUGGGGGAAAAAGAGGACUUUCAGUCCUAACGCCAAACUCGUGCCUAAGGCCUGAUCCUUCGUCCUUUAACGAACGACCUUUCAGGCGGUUAUUUAAUUUCCUUGGUGAAACAGCCUUUGGCUCCCAAGAUUAGCGUCGGUACAUUAGUAAUGUCUUCCAAGAGGUUCUUUUACAUGGAGAAAAAAAAAAGUAACGGCGGGCAACGUGUACAGUGAUCUCGUGGGCAUCGCCAUUAUGAACGUCCUUGAUUGUCACGAAUCGUCCCACCGCCUUGCUAUAGAUAGUUAAGGUAAUUUAGAGAACUCGAUGUGCUGUUCUUUAAAAAAUGACGACCGUUGGAGUACGUUAAAAUUCUGCCCUUAGCGACAAUGCCUUUUUAAAUGUCGGCAGAAACGCGCAGGAGCCGCUGAUUGAAAUUGCGCACGCAUUACUCGUUGACUUUGUUCGACGAUGGCUGUAUCUGUUUUUAUUAUUAUUAUUAUUAUUAUUAUUAUUAUUAUUAUUAUUAUUAUUAUUAUUAUUAUUAUUAUUAUUAUUAUUAUUAUUAUUAUUAUUAUUAUCUUUAAAAAUGAAUUCGAAGAUCUGAGAAAAUCCGUCCACCGUUUCGUGUGUGUACAUAUUAUAUAUAUAUACUUUUCUUUUUACAUAUGUAGAUUAUACACCGUUCCGAUUUUUAUACGCGCUCUACUUGUAGAUAUACUUUAUUAAUCCGUAGGUUUUAAGAGUCGAGAGAAGAUUUCGUACGCCCGUUUAUUAUUUCCUAGAGAUGUAUUUUGGAAAGAUGUAGGCCUGACGAGUGUCGCGGGUAUUUCUGAUAGUGCUGCCUCUACGUUUCUGAAACGUAACUACGCGACUCGUCCGACUGUUUUCCGAAACUCUUGGAGAUCUUUUCAUAACGUGCAAUAGAACGGUUUCCUUCCCGUUGGGACGAGUGGAUUGAUUUUUAAGCGAGAGCAAUUCUCGGGCGAUUCAAGCUUGAUUAUUCAUUCUUAAUAUUCCUACUCGAAGGAAACUGCCCGCAACCGGACUGCCUUAAUGUCAAUAGACAAUUCCUGCCCGCAAAGUGUGUGAUACGACGAUCUCCACGUCCGAGCGAGACGUUAGAGUUGCUAAUAGAGUUACAAAGUGCGAUUUAAGAGUACUUAAAGCCGUAGGAACUUAGUUUCUAUAAUUAACGCGAGAUCCCCUUUAUACGCGAGUAAGUUGUAAGUAUUACAUUGCCUCUGUGAUUAUUAAUAAAUAAUUUUUACAGA
Orussus abietinus is the source of this 4838-nucleotide messenger RNA. RefSeq lists its product as uncharacterized. Gene Ontology annotation, biological process: engulfment of apoptotic cell; phosphatidylserine exposure on apoptotic cell surface; apoptotic process involved in development. The transcript is spliced from 6 exons. Gene Ontology annotation, cellular component: plasma membrane. The coding region runs from base 1 to 3639 and encodes 1212 amino acids. The record is from RefSeq and is a predicted model, not a curated record. NCBI's taxonomy places the organism in Eukaryota, Metazoa, Arthropoda, Insecta, Hymenoptera, Orussidae.